AUGGGAAUCUUUUCUAGCGAAGGCUUCUCCUUUUCUGAACUUGCUGGAAUGAUGUUCAUGUGGAGCACCAUCCAGCAGCUAAUCCCACAACUAACCUUCAUUUGGAGAACAAUUCAGCAGCUAGUCCCGCAAAGCGUGAGUCUCUUUCUGGAGAAAUUAGGUGCAAAAUUGCACGGUUUAAGCAAUCCAUAUGUGCACAUUAAAUUCCCUGCUUACUUGGGCGCCGGCGAGUAUAACGACGCCUACUAUCUCAUCGGAUUCUACCUCAGCACCAAGUCCAGCAAACAAGCAGCUCGUUUGAAGGGAGCUAAGUUCGAAGAAACGAAAUCUAUGACUAUCACCUUGGAUGAUGGAGAGGAAACCAUUGACGAGUUCAAUGGUGUUCUGCUUAAAUGGAAGGCUAAAAAUCUAAAGGCACAAGCUAGUACUAAUUCGUCGUCAUCCACGGAUGAAACGAGCACUUCAUGCAGGACACAGUCCUAUGUUCUUGUCUUCCACAAGAGAUACAGAGAAAUGGUUACAGAGAUUUACCUGAAUCAUGUGAUUCGCGAAGGCAAGGCGAUCUGGAACAGGAAUCGGAAGAGGAAGCUCUUCACUAACAAAGCAGGGUGGGAGAGCAUUAACUUUAAGCAUCCUGCAAAUUUUAAUACUCUGGCUAUGGACCCUAAGAAGAAGCAAGAAAUCAUCGCUGAUCUCGAUGCUUUUAAGAAGAGAAAAGAGUAUUAUGGGAGGAUUGGCAAGACCUGGAAGCGUGGUUAUCUGCUUUACGGUCCACCUGGAACAGGGAAAUCAACCAUGAUUGCAGCCAUAGCCAAUUAUAUGGACUAUGAUAUCUAUGAUCUGGAACUCACAUCAGUCACUGACAAUGCGGAGCUCAAGGAGCUUCUGACGGACACGAGGAGCAAAUCUAUCAUUGUGAUUGAAGAUAUUGAUUGCUCACUUGAUUUCACAGGGAAAAGGAAGGAGAAGGAUCACACAAAGAGUGAAGAAGAUCAAGACAUGAAAUCUGGAAACGAAAAGGAUAGCAAUAGCAAGAGUAAGGUAACACUAUCUGGGCUACUGAAUGUUAUUGAUGGAAUAUGGUCAGCUUGUGGUCAACAGAGGAUCAUCAUCUUCACCACUAAUCAUGUGGAAAAACUUGAUCCGGCAUUGAUUCGCCGAGGGCGAAUGGACAUGCAUAUUGAAAUGUCUUACUGCAAAUUUGAAGCAUUCAAAACAUUGGCUAAGAAUUACUUGGAUAUCGAUUCGCACCCUUUAUUUGAAGAAAUCAGGCUGUUGUUAGAGGAAAAUGAGGUCCGCCCCUGUGAUGUGGCAGAGAACUUGAUGCCAAAGGCUGAUUCUAGAGAUGCUGAAACCUGCCUGAGGAACCUCAUUGAAGCUAUCAAUGCUGAAAAAGAAAGGCAACAGUCGAAGGCAAAAGAUGAACAAGAACAAGAAGAAAUCAAAGGGUCCAAAUCUGCGAAAAGAAUAGUCCCGCAAAAAGAAACACACCAAGGUUCCCGGAAAGUUUGUACUCGGAAAAUCAAGAAAUGGUUGACCAUCUUCAAGAAACUAUAA
Oldenlandia corymbosa var. corymbosa is the source of this 1557-nucleotide messenger RNA. Lineage: Eukaryota; Viridiplantae; Streptophyta; Magnoliopsida; Gentianales; Rubiaceae. The record is from the annotation of a GenBank genome assembly.